Messenger RNA from Apis laboriosa (Himalayan honeybee), 2694 nucleotides. RefSeq names its product probable hydroxyacid-oxoacid transhydrogenase, mitochondrial. Gene Ontology annotation, biological process: glucose metabolic process. Bases 161 to 2566 code for a protein of 801 amino acids. Gene Ontology annotation, molecular function: NAD binding; NADP binding; alcohol dehydrogenase (NAD+) activity. The transcript is spliced from 16 exons. The record is from RefSeq and is a predicted model, not a curated record. Lineage: Eukaryota; Metazoa; Arthropoda; Insecta; Hymenoptera; Apidae.
AAUAUUAAUUUCUAAUUACUUAAAAAAGAAGAAUUCAAUUUAUAAAGAUAACAAGAAAAUUAUUCAAAUAUUCAGUACUGGUUACAGAACAUAGAUCAAAUCAACAAGUUUUAAAAAAUCAAUAUUUUUUUGUUUAAAUCCUUAUAUUAUAUUCAAAACAAUGCUUUCUAAAAAACCUAAUUUAAAUCUAUUACAAAUUAUUUCUUUUCAAUCAUGUAAAUAUCCAUUUUAUGCAAAUCCAGGAAAUACAACUAUAUUUAUUUUUUAUGAAUUAAAAAAAAAUCAAAGUACAACAACUAAUACCACACUAACAAAAGAAUAUGCAUUUGAGAUGACUUCUCCUACAUUACGAUAUGGUAUUGGUGUUACAAGAGAAUUGGGUAUGGAUAUGCAAAAUUUUGGUUCCAAAAAUGUAUGUUUAAUAACAGAUUCUAAUUUAGUAAAUUUACCACCUGUUAAAACUGCUUUAAACAGUCUUAUUAAAUAUAAAAAUCAAACUACAGUUUAUGGUAAUGUACGUGUAGAACCCACAGAUCAGAGUUUAAAAGACUGUAUUGAAUUUGUUAAACUCAAAAAGUUUGAUGGUUUCGUAGCGAUAGGAGGUGGUUCAGUAAUAGAUACUUGUAAGGUAGCAAAUCUUUAUAGUUCUGAUCCACAAGCAGAUUUUUUAGAUUAUGUAAAUGCACCUAUUGGUAAAGAAAAACCAAUUACAGUGCAAUUAAAACCAUUAGUAGCUGUACCAACCACUUUUGGUACUGGUUCAGAAACAAGUGGUAUUUGUAUCUUUACUUAUGAACCACUUAAAGCCAAAAUUGGAAUUAUUAAUAGAGCUUUAAGACCCACUUUGGGUCUUAUUGAUCCAAACCAUACAUUGAGUUUACCAGAAAGAGUCUGUGCUUAUUCUGGCUUUGAUGUAUUAUGUAAUGCUCUUGAAUCUUUUACUGCAUUACCAUAUACAGAAAGAAUUUGUCCUCCCAAUCCAAUUCUUAGACCAGUUUACCAAGGGAGCAAUCCUAUUAGUGAUGUAUGGUCAAAAUUUACUCUUCAAAUAAUGCACAAAUAUUUUAAAAGGGCAGUGUAUAAUCAAGAUGAUAUUGAAGCUAGGAGUAACAUGCAUCUUGCAAGUACCAUGGCAGGUGUUGGAUUUAGUAAUGCAGGAGUUCAUCUUUGUCAUGCACUUUCUUAUCCUAUUAGUGGACAUGCAAAAAGUUUUCAACCAAUAAAUUAUGGCAAAGAUCGUGCUAUAGUGCCACAUGGACUAUCAGUUAUUAUAACUGCACCUGCUGUAUUUUCCUUUACUGGAAGUGCGUGCCCAGAAAAACAUUUAGUAGCUGCUGAAUUACUUGGUGCUGAUAUUAGUCAAGCUAAAAAAAGUGAUGCUGGCAAAAUAUUAGCAGAUACUAUAAGAAAAUAUAUGCAAAUAAUGAAAAUUGAAAAUGGUUUGGCUGAAUUAGGUUUCAAAAAAGAAGACAUUCCUAUUUUAGUGGAAGGUACAUUGCAACAAUUUCAGGAAAUAGUUGUAGGAAUUAAUGGAUUUGGAAGAAUAGGGAGAAUGUGUUUACGUGCUUGUAUCGAAAAGGAUAUUACGGUCAAGUUGGUUAAUGAUCCAUAUAUUUCGACCGACUAUAUGAUAUAUCUGUUCAAAUUUGACUCGACUCAUGGAGCGUAUCCUUUGAAAUUAGAAUGUGAAAAUGGGCAUAUUAUUAUCGGAGAGAACAAAAUAGCCACAUCCCAGGAAAAGAAUCCAUGUAAAAUAAAUUGGAAAGGCGCGGGUGUGACAUACGUAAUCGAAUCCACUGGUCUUUUUACUACGUUAGAAAAAGCAAGCUUACAUAUGGAUGGCGGUGGGAAGAGAGUGAUUAUUACAGCGCCUUCUAUAGACGCGCCGAUGAUAGUUUAUGGGGUGAAUCAUACUUGUUACGAUCCGAAAAGGGGUAAAAUAGUGUCGGCUGCGUCUUGCACGACAAAUUGUGCAGCGCCGAUCAUUCGAUUAAUGCACGAUAAAUUCGAUGUUAUUGAAGUAAUGAUUAGUAGUGUGCACGCUUUAACGUCGAUGCAACGAACAUUAGACGGACCUUUAGAAAGAGGGAAAUUGUGGAGAGAUGGUAGAGGCGCUCUUCAAAAUAUCAUACCAACAUCUUCAGGAGCUGCUAAAUCAUUGGAUAAAAUUAUCCCUGAACUUAAAGGCAAAAUAUCUGCAAUAGCUUUUAGAGUACCAAUCCCAAAUGUUUCUUUAUGCGAUAUGACUUUUAGAGUUAAUAAACCGACAACGUAUGAAGAGAUAAAAGAAGCAAUGAAAACAGCAUCAGAAAACGAUUUGAAAGGUAUAUUGGGUUAUACAGAUGAUGAUUGUGUAUCAUCUGAUUUCAAUAGGACAACUUAUUCGUGUAUCUUCGAUGCUAAAGCUGGCAUUCCUCAGACAAGUACAUUUAUCAAAGUUAUUGCGUGGUAUGAUAAUGAAUAUGGUUAUGCGCAUCGUGUAAUGGAUUUAAUAUUAUACAUGUAUCAAGUUGAUUCUGGUAAUAUACCAGUACCUGCAGAAGAGAUAGAAGAAAGUGAAGAUUAAUUAUUUUGUUCAGUACUAAGGAUAUAUUAUAAGCCUACAUUUUAUGUAAACUAAUAUGUCUAUUCUAUCUAUGUUUUCAAUUAGAUAAUUUAAAGAUCAUUUAUUACAUUAAAAUUUCAUUUAUUUCA